Gymnodraco acuticeps is the source of this 2160-nucleotide messenger RNA. RefSeq names its product dihydropteridine reductase-like. NCBI's taxonomy places the organism in Eukaryota, Metazoa, Chordata, Actinopteri, Perciformes, Bathydraconidae. The transcript is spliced from 7 exons. Gene Ontology annotation, cellular component: cytoplasm. Gene Ontology annotation, biological process: tetrahydrobiopterin biosynthetic process; L-phenylalanine catabolic process. The coding region runs from base 187 to 900 and encodes 237 amino acids. Gene Ontology annotation, molecular function: NADH binding; 6,7-dihydropteridine reductase activity; NADPH binding. The record is from RefSeq and is a predicted model, not a curated record.
GCGCCUAUGAAAGCAGCAUUAGCUCCACCAACCUGUUGCAGAAGAAACGCCCCCCUCCUCCCUCUCUCUCUCUCUCCCUCCCUCCCUUCCUCUCUCUGCCUGUAUUUCAACUGCAGUUUAGCCUCAGCUCUCACUCAGCUCUCUGCAAACACACAGCAUUAACUCUGACACUAACUGACCCCAAACAUGGCUGCUGCUAACCGGGUGAUCGUUUAUGGAGGAAGAGGAGCGCUGGGCUCCAAGUGUGUGCUGCAUUUUAAAUCCAAAGGAUGGUGGGUUACUUCCAUCGAUAUGGCUGCAAACGAGGAGGCAAACGACAACGUGAUUGUGAAGUCCAGUGAAUCUUUCAACGAGCAGGCAGGACAGGUGACGGCAGAUGUGGCGCAGUUGCUAGGGGAACUGAAAGUGGACGCCAUCUUGUGUGUAGCCGGAGGCUGGGCGGGAGGAAGCUGUAGCUCCAAAGAUUUAUACAAAAACACUGAUCUGAUGUGGAAACAGAGUGUGUGGACCUCCACUAUCUCCAGCCACCUUGCCGCUCUGCACCUCAAACCGAGCGGACUAUUGACUUUGUCCGGGGCUAAAGCAGCUAUGUCAGGCACUGGAGGCAUGGUGGGCUACGGCAUGGCCAAAGCUGCUGUCCACCAGCUGUGUCAGAGCCUCGCAGCGAAGAACAGUGGGAUGCCUUCAGGAGCCGCUGCUGUGGCGAUACUACCGGUUACCUUGGAUACGCCGAUGAACAGGAAGUUCAUGCCUGACGCAGAUUUCAGCUCCUGGACGACACUGGAGUACAUCGCAGAAAUGUUCUUCAGCUGGGCCACAGGAGUGGACCGUCCGGCUUCAGGCAGCCUGAUGCAGCUGACCACCUCCGGGGGGGAGACACAGGCCGUGGCAGCGCAGUGAAGACAGAGGAGACGUGAUGGGGGGAGGGAGGAGGGAGGAGAGGUAGAGAGAGGUGAGGAGAGGUAGGGAGAGACAGAUGAGAGAUGUGUAGAGAGAGGAGGAGAUAAGGAAGGGGGUGUGGAGGGAGAGAGAUGGUGACAGAGAGAAACUGGGUAAAAUAAGGAGGUGGAGAAGAGAGGGCUAGAUGGGUUUGUUUGGGAGGAGGAGGAGGGCUUUUUAUUGUAAAAGCAGCAUCAGAGCGCCAUCUAGCUGUAAACCCUGACGGUGAACUCCAGUGUUAUAUGUCCAGUAAUGGAAUGGACGCUCUCUCUCCACUCUUUCACAACAAAUAUGGGAAAUUAGCUAAAGGAUUCUUUCACAGAUCGGGGAAGAGUGUUCAAUGAAAGAUAUUUCAUUUAAAAUGUGUGUCUAGCUCUUUUUUGGUCAAGACUGUGUGGCAGCAUUCACCGAUUUAGACUAGGUGUAUUGGUUAAGCACCCUUAUAAUGCUGUCAUUGCAGUGUUAUUACAAUAAGGAUAAAGGAAAACAAGAAAGGCCAAUAUGGCUUUACGUUGCGUACACAGCGUCACUUCACACACACAUUAUGUCGUUGAUGUGGAAGUGUUUCAGUGUGAGUGCAAAAAACGUUACUCUUGCCAUUUGUACCACCUGCAAAUCUAAAGUAGAGGAAACACCUUGAAAACAAGGAACAGUAUUUACAUCAACAAGGUGCUGUCACUUUGAUUCAAUUGGAGAAUUUGUAUGCUUUUUAAUAGCAUUUUUUAUGUUUUAAACAUUUAUUUUGUAUCUUUUGCCAAAGAAAAGUGUUUUUAUGCUUUCAAUAAUAGAAAGAAAAUCUGCAUUUUAAAUAAUUUGAGUUUGCCAAUAAAACUGCAAUCUGUGCAUCUCUAAGAAACGUGCUAAAAUGAAUAAGCUGUCUCCUAAAUGUAAAUCAGCAUUCAUUCAUACCUUCAUUAGCUGCAGUCAUUUCCUUUACCAUCCGUGAAACCCAACACAUGACGGGGUCAGUGAGAUCUGUAGAGCUUUUAGUUUGUCGUCUGUUUUUCCUCCCUGAACGUCCUCAAAGAAAGCCGCUGUCUUCUUCUCUCAUACGGACCAUUCGGUUUAAAGUGGAGUGGCCUUGUUUCCUGUUUGUAGCAACAAGUCAAAGUGUCCUUGGUGUCCACGGUGUGAAAAUAAGGUGCUCUGUUCCUGUUUUUCUAAGUUGUGUUUGGUAACUGUGUCAAAUUCUCAAUAAAAAGAGUCGGAAUACAAUGAAAA